Paralichthys olivaceus (Japanese flounder) is the source of this 683-nucleotide messenger RNA. The record is from RefSeq and is a predicted model, not a curated record. NCBI's taxonomy places the organism in Eukaryota, Metazoa, Chordata, Actinopteri, Pleuronectiformes, Paralichthyidae.
UUUCCCAGAAGUCCAGUCAGGAGGAGUUCUGUCUGACGCCAGAAUGCAUCGAGGCAGCCGGGUCUAUUCUCAAUAAAAUCGAUCGGGCGGUCGACCCCUGUGAGGACUUCUACAGUUUUUCCUGUGGAGGUUGGCUGAGGGAGAAUCCCAUCCCCGAGGAUUCCUCCUCGUACGGCAUCUACCCCUGGCUGCGGCAGCACGUCGACAUCCAACUCAAAGAGUUACUGGAAGCUCCAUCCGACCCUGAUGAACUGGAGGCAGUGACCAAAGCUAAGAUCCUCUACCGCUCCUGCAUGAACGAGACCCUGCUGGAGAAGAUGGACACCAAACCCAUGCUGAAAACGCUCAGACAGCCAGAGUUCCGUUGGCCCGUCGUCGGGGACGGGCUCGGCGGCGAGUACGAGUGGUCGGCAGGUCGGUGGAACCUCCUGAAGACUCUGGCACAGAUGAGGAACCAGCACAGCAAGAGCGUCCUGAUUCGCCUGUACGUCUCCCCUGACGACAAAAACUCCUCAAAGUACAUCAUCAAGCUCGACCAGGUGUCCUUGUCUCUGCCCUCGAGGGAAGACUACACCACCAACACUUCCUCUGCCCAGGCGGUGAGUCUCCGCUCCAUCCUUCACCCCCUGUCGUCUAGAAGAGUCCAUCUUCCUCCGGCAGCUAUUCUCGUCCUGCUGCAGUGA